Messenger RNA from Fomitopsis serialis, 201 nucleotides. RefSeq lists its product as uncharacterized. The transcript has 2 exons. The record is from RefSeq and is a predicted model, not a curated record. NCBI's taxonomy places the organism in Eukaryota, Fungi, Basidiomycota, Agaricomycetes, Polyporales, Fomitopsidaceae. The coding region runs from base 1 to 201 and encodes 66 amino acids.
AUGCAAUCAUUCCACCGGUACCACAACACAGGCUGCGAACAAUCUACCACGUCCCUUUCUCCCGACUACAUGCUUUUCACCUACGGCGGCCCACCGAUUCACACACCUAGUGUGACGAACGCGCUCUGUUCGCAAAUCAUACUCCCCGAAGUCUUCAUCGCAGUCGCGGCGAACCGCACUGCGUCUCUGUACGUCAUGUAA